UCACACCAUUUCUCAGGACGCCAUCUUCUGACAAGUAUACUGCUAAAUAUAUUGUUUCUGACCUAUUUUGUGCUCAUGUCUGUCAUCGCUGAUCUACGGCUCUCUCUGUGCCAGUGCCCCAUUGAAACCUACAAUAACCUCUUCAUUGUAAGGUUACAAUAACAAACAUACCAUCACAUAGCACAUUGGGAUAUAGCUACAAAUGGGUAGGGUGCUCUGCAAGGGGUAGAAAAGACCAUGUCAAGCAAUGUUACCAGAGAAACUACCACACAAUAAAUAGUAACUGUCCAACCAUGUAUUACUCUUACCCCUGCCAGAUUCUCGAGGACCGCAAUGGAGAUGAAUUGAUAAAGGUACAAGAGCGUACAGAAACCGUAAGAAUAGGUAGCACUUAAGACAUUUGAGAACAAGUGUAAAUUGUAAGGACUCACAUCUAUGCUGACUUUCAUUCGCAUUGACCCAGAAGAUGUGUCAAGGGGCAGCCGUUAUCGCUACUACCUUUGGCAUAAUGUUGCCAUGGCAACGGGACAAACUGCACACCGUACCAUUCCCCGCUUCUGCGUGCACCUGCUGGACAUUGUGUCGCCCAAACAAUUAUCAACAAAAGCUGACAGGUGCAAAAGAAACGGCUGCCACCGUUGGCUACUGGGUAACAAAUGGCACAGGGGGAACCCAAACCUCCUGGGAAGCCCAACUUUCAAACAAUCACAGCGAUAAUGUGUCCACUUGAAAAGCCACUAUCUUUCAUCAUCAGUAAAUAGCCAAUAAUUCAUGGGUAUUAUUUCUUCAUGAGAGCUUCUCGAGGAGAAUUUCUUUCUCACCAUUUUCCAUCAAAGGGUUAAGGUUUCCCCCUGUAAAACCUGACAGAGCAGAAAUGAUACUAGGUAAAUACCAGGAACAAAGGAAAACUCAACAGCAGUGUAAAACAUGGCCGACUGCCCACUUGAAAGUUAGAAACAACACAAUGAUUUGAUCUGUAUCUCAAGAAGCAAGAUCCCCUAAAGACUCUGUGAGCACGGAAAAGUGUGUAGAACAUCGCAUUCCUUUGGAGAUGAGCCAGUGCCAAGGCCAUUGGCCCCACAUUUCUGUCUCCAGCAGGUUCUGUACAAACAACUCACUGAUUGGUCGAGCUCUUAAUGACUUCUUCAAGCAGGAAGUUGAUUGGUCAAAACGUGGAUGUCACCAAUGGACACCCAAUAGUUUUAUGCAAAUGAGGAGGUGGGCAAACAUUAAAAUCUGGUGUUCAGAGGCAGGUUCGUGAGUGCUCCUUACUACUUCAGCAAGGAAACAUCCCCCUCCAGUCUCGUGAGACUUAGCUGAGCACAGCGACAGAGAUCUCUCAGAUCAAGGCACAGGUUGAGGACACACAAUUCCACAGUUGGCAACUGAAAGUUCACCAUCCAGAAAAAAAGACCUGGUAAAGUGAAGAGGAGAGAAGAGUACAACCUGCUCACCAGCAUCAGCACCAUUUGAAGGCAAUGGCUACAGGAUUCAACAUGUGUCAGGUGUUCCUGCUCAUAUGCUGCCUCCUACUGCAGCAUAUGGCUAAAGUCACCUCCUGUCCAACCACCCCGGCAUGUUCAUGUGAUGGCACAGAUGUCAACUGCAACAGUCUGGAGUUGGAUAUCAUUCCACCCGACAUACCCGCCGACACCACUGCUUUAAGUCUCUCCCAAAACCAAAUUGCAGCUCUCUCUGCUGACGCCUUCUGUUCCUUUGACAGCUUACAGACUCUGGACUUAUCCUACAACCAUCUUGACGCUCUCGGAGAGGCAGCAUUUUGCAGGCUUUCUGCCAUAGUAACCCUUGACCUCUCACACAACGUCCUGAGAAACAUUCACCAAUCCACAUUUGAUGGCCUCUCAUCUGUCCAAACUCUGAGACUCUCGUACAAUAACUUGAAGACUUUACCCAAUGGUUCAUUCUCUGACCUGGCAGGUCUGAAAACAAUUGACCUGUCUCACAACUCUCUGACAGAGCUGCCUGAAAACAUAUUCCUCUCCAAUGAUCUCAACAACCUGGAUCUUUCCUACAAUGCCCUGACUUCCUUCCCUCUCUCUCAGGCUCUGCCACUGGAUAAAAGCUUUGCAAGUAUCUUCAACUAUCAACUCAAAAUCGACUCCAACAGAAUCACAACCCUCCCUUCAUCUGCCUCCUCACAUUUUGAAUAUUACGUGUGGGCAACAGUAACAAUGACGGACAAUGCCAUCAGUUGUGAUUGCGAAUUGCUGCCAUUUACAAACAUGCACAAGGCGGGCAUCUACAGUCCAUUUGAUUGGCCUGUCUACCUGGCCUGUGGCAGUCCUGAUUGGCUACAGGGACAACAGAUCUACUACCUGGACACGGCACAGCUGACCUGUAUUGCUCCAAACAUCACGAGUACCGCUCAGGAUCAGGAUGUCAAUGUGGUCCAGGGAAACAGCACAACAUUAAGCUGUGUAGCAAGUGGUCUGCCAAACCCAACAAUUGUGUGGACAUUGCCAAAUGGUGAAACUAUUGAUUCCUCUACAGAGGGGAACACCAAAUUUGCCUUACUAGAAACUGGCGCAUUGAACAUUGCUGACACAGAACCAGCCGAUGAAGGCAGCUACAAAUGUGAAGCACAAAACACAUAUGGAACUGUUGCUAUUUACCACAAUGUUACGGUAAUGAAAAGGUUGAUGAGUGAGACAGUGGGCACCAGUACACAGAAGACACUGUUGUCAUCAACACAGGCAAUGACAUCACCUGUGACUGAGUCAGAACACAGUAUCUGGAAUAGUCUCAUCCCAGAUGAGGCCAUGCCAGUCACUGUGAUUGUAUCGUCCAUGGUUGGGAGUGUGUUAAUCAUUGGUGCCAGCAUAGCAGGAGUUAAUGUUUGCAUUGCAAAGUGCACAGCUGCCAAAACAACACAAGUGGUUCCGAUUUAGACACUUUUUCCAACCGUUAGUCUUAGGAAAUGAUUAUUGUUCUCACAUCAACUUGGGUGAUGCAUGUGAGCAUUUGUACAAACGACAUAACAGUACAUGUAUUUAUGGUAUUGAGUUGUAAGUAUAGUGAAGUACCAUAUUGUAAGAUAUGAAGAUAUUUGGUCUACAUGUAUACAGUUGAAGGAUGGACCUAUUGAGAGAAAUGACAAU
Messenger RNA from Branchiostoma floridae (Florida lancelet), 3119 nucleotides. Its product is annotated as carboxypeptidase N subunit 2-like. Lineage: Eukaryota; Metazoa; Chordata; Leptocardii; Amphioxiformes; Branchiostomatidae. Gene Ontology annotation, molecular function: protein binding. Bases 1479 to 2909 code for a protein of 476 amino acids. The transcript has 3 exons. The record is from RefSeq and is a predicted model, not a curated record.